This is a messenger RNA of Pestalotiopsis fici W106-1, 1410 nucleotides long. RefSeq lists its product as uncharacterized. Gene Ontology annotation, molecular function: FAD binding. Lineage: Eukaryota; Fungi; Ascomycota; Sordariomycetes; Amphisphaeriales; Sporocadaceae. The record is from RefSeq and is a predicted model, not a curated record. The transcript is spliced from 2 exons. The coding region runs from base 1 to 1410 and encodes 469 amino acids.
AUGGCCUCGCUAGACCAAUCACGGCAAAAUGCCGUACGUGAAUUCUCCCAACAGCACCCCAAUAUCCCCUACGUCGUGCCGUCGUCGCCCGACUACGCGGCGCUGCGUGCCACCUUUAUCGUGGACAACCCGGCGGUGCCAAUCGCCAUUGCGCGGCCGCAAAACGCCGACGACGUCGCCGCCAUUGUAAAGUUUUGCGUCGCGCGCGACGUGCCGUUUGUCGUGCGCUCGGGCGGGAACAAUCUAUUUGGCAAAUCGCAAGUCGACGGCGCCCUGACGAUUGAUAUGCGCGAUGUCCAGUAUUGUCACGUCGACGAGAGCAAGACCUCUGCCAGGAUCGGUGGUGGAAUCCUCGCCGGUACUCUCGUGCAGAGUCUUUCCCAGGAGGGCGUCGUGACUGCUUCCGGUACUGUUCACUUCAUUGGCUAUGUUGGGUGGUCGACCUAUGGUGGCUACGGUCCAUUUUCGGCCAACUUUGGGUACGGUUUCGAACAGAUUCUCGCUGCCAAGGUGGUCAACUCCACGGGUGAAAUCAUUGAUGCAGAUAGUGACCUGUUGAGAGGCAUUCGAGGUGCUGGUGGUUCCUUUGGUAUCAUUGUGGAGAUGACCAUUAGAGUCCGCCCACUCACAAAGAUCCUCUCUGGCUUCAUGGUAUAUGACACCAGCAAAGUCAUCAACACGGUAGCGACUUACUGCCAAGGUCUUCAAGGUCUACGUGACGACGGAUGGCCAGACCCCCUGUGCGUGGCGCCUCUAUUCUUAUGCACUCCAGACGGUUUGAAACUGCUUUCGCACUUCAUGUGGAGUGAGGAUAAUGAAGCAGCCGGCACAAGCUGGCUAGAGAGAGUCUCGCAAUUAGGUCGAAAUCUACACAACGGCGUCCGUCGGACGACAAUUCUCGAGGCCAUGGGCGAUUUUAACAGGGCGAUCCCACAAGACGGCCGUGGUUCCGUCAACACCGUUAGUCUGCGAAGGUUGACCGACGAGUGCAUUGCCGUCAUUGCCAAGUACGUCGAAUGCAUGCCCCGGUACGUGGGCAACGGCUUCGCCAUUCAUGUCGCACCCAAGCCGGCCCAAGCAAGUGUGCAUGACUCUGUGUUUGCUGUAACCGAGGCACACUAUAUGCUUGAGCUUCUAGCCACGCCACGCUCAGAAGAAGGCUUACACGAGUCUCAGCGUUGGGGGGCAGACUUUGUCAGCGAGCUCUUGAAGACUGGAUCGAGCAAUAUCCUUCCGUCCACGUAUAUCAACCUGACGCCGCCUGGUCGUACUACGUUGCAACAGGUCUAUGGAGAUAACUUCACGUCGGUCAUGGAGCUGAAGGAAAAAUAUGAUCCUCAUGGCGUUUUCAAGCUGGCCACACCUUUCUCAUAUAUCCCACCCGCCGACUCGGUAGAGAAUGCAUGCUGA